AUGCGCCUCUCAGCUGUGUUUAUUGCUGUCGCCACGGUGGUCUCUGGGGUGCGCGCCGGCAGCAUCAAUGGGAAUUUCAGCGGCAACUUGGAAAAAGCUCUUAUAACGGAAUUUGGACUGGAUAUUUUUAACGGUCUCAAAGAGAAAAAGUGCCAACCAGUACCGUGCGCUCUCUCAGUCGGAAAGGCGACUCCAUGCGUGUUGACAGCGGUGAUGGGGCAAAAGUUGUUAGACAUCCCUGCCUGCUUCAAUUCAGAUGGAAACGAGUUUCACCUGCUCUGUCACUGCCUUGAUUGCUACGUCAAGGCCAUCAAGGAUGUCCUCAACAACAGUGAGAUAAAUUACUGUCCUACGAGUGUGAUAUCGCCUGAUCUAUUUUCAAGGGUGUAUUUGAAUCUUGCCAGCGAUGAAGAGAAGAGCAAAGCAAAGGCUUGGGGCUUCACUCCGCCGCCUACCACUGAGGACUAG
Molecule: messenger RNA, 468 nt
Organism: Pleurotus ostreatus (oyster mushroom)
Lineage: Eukaryota; Fungi; Basidiomycota; Agaricomycetes; Agaricales; Pleurotaceae
Exons: 4
Coding region: 1-468 (155 amino acids)
Source: RefSeq, a predicted model, not a curated record